UGUUCGCAUUUGUUAUGUAACAUUAUUCUAUGACGGACGCGUUUGUGUUGAAUAAAAUGACAAAUCACUUAAAGAGAUCUGUGUUAUUUGUACUAAGAAUUUUUUUCGCAUCAAUUAUUUUUUCUAACCUUCUACAAGUGACGUCAUAUAAAAAUUUUAUACCGUACAAGAGACGACAUGGUAACGGAACUUUGACUGCAAUCGAUAACCGUACUAGUGAUUUGUUCAAAAUAUUAGACGAUCUGCCACAAAAUGAACUUUUCCGUACAAUGUCAUGCGGUAUCAUGGAACAAGAGUUGCCAGAUUUCAGAGCACCUAAUCGACGCGUUAGUGAAGUUAAAUGUCUUGAACAUUUAUGGAAAAUGCGAUUUUACGACCAACUACUUUUAAAAAAAAUAAGAUGUAAAACUGGUGUGGAAGGCGCAUACGUCAGUUUCGCCAUAUACAGGGGUAAAGAAGUGUCAACGGGAAAAUUUGCUCAUACGGGGGCUAUAGGUUGGCAAACAGAUGGAGAAGCCUGGAUAUUUUUGUGUGGUGCUGUAAUGAUAAGCGAUAGGUUCUUCUUGACCGCCGCGCACUGCUCAACUGCAAACGACACCAGAGUUAUGAAUCCCUCUCCCAAAAUAAUUAGACUUGGAGACAAAUAUAUAUUGGACUCGGUUGAAUUCGGAAAAACACCAACAGAUGUUUAUAUAAAAAAUGUAAUAGUACCAGACAAUUACCGACCACCAUCGAAAUAUUAUGACAUAGCUCUAAUCGAGUUAGAAGAUAUAAUUCCAUUCAAAGUAUUUACUAAUCCAUCAUGUAUCUGGCCAUAUGAAGGAGAUGAAUUGUUUGGAAAAGGCUAUGAAUCUGGAUGGGGUGUCGUCGAAUCAGAUUCGAAACAUCAACCAGAAUAUCAGAUAGACGAUGUCGAAGUAAUAGAUACUAAUGUGUGCAGUGAGAAAUUAAACGAAGCGUUACAUGUAAAUACAAUUCAACUACCUCAUCAAAUUUGUUCAAAUUACUGUAACGUCAAUGACACAUGCAAGGGUGACUCAGGAGGUCCUUUAAUGAUGCCCAUUAUUAACCCUUAUUAUACAGACUUUACAGUCCAUUAUAUAGUAGGCAUACAGUCUACCAGCUUUGGUUGUGACUCCCCUGACAACCCAAAUGUCUAUACUAAAGUAUCGAGUUUUGUCAAUUGGAUAGAAGACAUUGUGUGGCCCGAAGAUCAUUAUGUGAAUGAAAUUUUAUCUGAAAAACAAUUCGCAAAAAUAUACGAAGGACUAUAAUUAAAACUUGUCAGUGAUUUCGAUAUUUAUUUGACCAAUUUACAAUUUUUUCCUA
This is a messenger RNA of Papilio polytes (common Mormon), 1329 nucleotides long. RefSeq names its product tryptase gamma-like. Gene Ontology annotation, biological process: proteolysis. The transcript has 9 exons. NCBI's taxonomy places the organism in Eukaryota, Metazoa, Arthropoda, Insecta, Lepidoptera, Papilionidae. Bases 30 to 1274 code for a protein of 414 amino acids. The record is from RefSeq and is a predicted model, not a curated record. Gene Ontology annotation, molecular function: serine-type endopeptidase activity.